CCUCGGCACCGCCGUUCGCACUGCGGCGGAGGCAGCGGCGAGACCGGCAGCGGGCAGAGCCCCGCGAUCGAGGAAAGGCGCUUCCCCCGCAGCGCUCGGCCGCCCCUCGCCAUCGCUUCCGGGUGAGCGGCGGUGACCUCCGCCCCCUGCCCCCAGCGCUUCCUUUCCGGCGGCGGCCGCGCAGAGCAGACGCGCAGAAAUGGCACCUCGCAAGGGCAAGGAGAAGAAGGAGGAGCAGGUCAUCAGCCUGGGGCCUCAGGUGGCUGAAGGAGAGAACGUGUUUGGCGUCUGCCACAUCUUUGCGUCCUUCAACGACACUUUUGUGCACGUGACCGAUCUCUCUGGCAAGGAAACCAUCUGCCGUGUGACUGGGGGCAUGAAGGUGAAGGCAGACAGAGAUGAGUCGUCUCCGUACGCGGCUAUGCUGGCGGCCCAGGACGUUGCCCAGCGGUGCAAGGAGCUGGGCAUCACCGCCCUGCACAUCAAGCUGCGCGCCACCGGCGGCAAUCGGACCAAGACCCCUGGACCUGGUGCCCAGUCAGCCCUGAGAGCUCUGGCCCGAUCCGGGAUGAAGAUUGGCCGCAUUGAGGACGUCACCCCCAUCCCCUCAGACAGCACUCGCAGAAAGGGGGGUCGCCGUGGCCGUCGUCUGUAGGCAGCGCUGUGCCUCUCCUCAUUAAAGCUCUCUUGGAAACCUC
This is a messenger RNA of Colius striatus (speckled mousebird), 698 nucleotides long. It is a transcript of the gene RPS14, whose product is annotated as ribosomal protein S14. Gene Ontology annotation, molecular function: small ribosomal subunit rRNA binding; structural constituent of ribosome; mRNA 5'-UTR binding. Gene Ontology annotation, cellular component: cytosolic small ribosomal subunit; ribosome. The transcript is spliced from 5 exons. The record is from RefSeq and is a predicted model, not a curated record. Bases 200 to 655 code for a protein of 151 amino acids. Lineage: Eukaryota; Metazoa; Chordata; Aves; Coliiformes; Coliidae. Gene Ontology annotation, biological process: ribosomal small subunit assembly; translation; maturation of SSU-rRNA from tricistronic rRNA transcript (SSU-rRNA, 5.8S rRNA, LSU-rRNA).